Molecule: messenger RNA, 2984 nt
Organism: Drosophila montana
Lineage: Eukaryota; Metazoa; Arthropoda; Insecta; Diptera; Drosophilidae
Gene: GluRIIC
Product: Glutamate receptor IIC
Exons: 11
Coding region: 105-2984 (959 amino acids)
Biological process (GO): synaptic transmission, glutamatergic; modulation of chemical synaptic transmission; monoatomic ion transport
Cellular component (GO): postsynaptic density membrane; plasma membrane
Molecular function (GO): transmitter-gated monoatomic ion channel activity involved in regulation of postsynaptic membrane potential; glutamate receptor activity
Source: RefSeq, a predicted model, not a curated record
AUGCGUUCGCCACAUACGUAAUACGAAAAAUAUUUGUGCCGCAAAAAUUGUGUCCAAAUUGUUUGCCGCAGAGCAACGAAAAUUCCAGUAGAAACACAAAAAAUAUGUGGCAUGGAAUCAUUGUGCUCUGCUGCAUGUGGAGUGCAUUUUUGUUGCACGACAGCCUGCAGCAAGAAAUCAGCAUCGGCGCCUUUUUCUACGACAAUGAACUGGAACUGGAGAAGGAAUUCAUGGCUGUGGUGAAUGCCAUUAACGGGCCCGAGGCGGAGCAGACUUUAAGGUUAAAUCCGUUGAUAAGGCGCCUCAAGCCGGAAGAUGGCAGCGUUAUUCUACAGGAAUACGCAUGCGAUCUUAUAGAUAAUGGUGUCGCAGCUAUUUUUGGACCAAGUUCACAGGCGGCCAACGAUAUUGUCGCCUUGGUGUGCAACAACACGGGCAUUCCGCACAUCGAGUUCGAUAUCUCCGACGAGGAGCAUCUGGAGGAGAAGCCCAACCACCAGAUGACCCUCAAUUUGUAUCCCUCGCAGCUGAUACUCUCCAAGGCGUACGCGGAUAUUGUGCACAAUUUUGGCUGGCGCAAAUUCACGAUUGUCUACGACGCCGACGAUGCCAAGGCCACGGCACGUCUGCAGGAUCUGCUGCAGCUGCGCGACGUGCACAACGAUGUGGUGCGUGUCCGCAAAUACCAAAAGGACGACGAUUAUCGCGUCAUGUGGAAGAGCAUCAAGGGCGAGCGCCGUGUCGUGCUCGACUGUGCGCCCGAUAUGCUCGUGGAGCUGCUCAACUCUUCCUCGGAAUUCGGUCUGACGGGACAGUUUAAUCACAUUUUCCUGACCAAUCUGGAGACGUACAACGAUCAUCUGGAGGAGCUGACCGCGGACAAUGAGACAUUUGCUGUGAACAUCACAGCCGCCCGAAUGCUGCUCAAUCCGCAGCCGCCAGCCCACACGCAGCUGUAUGGCUAUGUGACGCAGCGGGAUAAUGUUGUCUAUGAGAACAAUGAGCCGGCGCGCACCUUGAUCCACGACCUGCUGCACGAUGGACUCCAGAUGUUUGCACAGGCCUGGCGAAAUGCCACGUAUUUCUAUCCGGAACGGAUGUUGGUGCCGCGCAUGAAUUGCGAUUUUGCUGCUGCGGGCGGUCGCACCUGGCAAAUGGGUCGAUAUUUGACGCGCCUAAUGAAGGGGACUUCCGGCGUGAAUAGCAGCAGCUUUCGCACCAGCCAUUUGCAGUUUGACGAGGAUGGACAGCGAAUUAAUUUCAAUAUUGAGAUUUAUGACCCAACCGAUAAUAUAGGCGUGGCCGUGUGGGAUACACGCGGCCAGAUAACCCAGCUGGACCUGGACCAGAAGGUGCAGAAGAAGAUUGUCUAUCGCGUCGCCACGCGCAUCGGUCCGCCCUAUUUUAGCCGGAAUGAGACGGCAAUGGAACUCAAUCUGACCGGAAAUGCCAUCUACAAGGGCUACGCGGUGGACCUCAUCGAUGCCAUCGCCCAGGAGGUGGGCUUCGAGUACAUAUUUGUGCCCGUCGCGGAUCAGCAGUAUGGCAAGCAGGACAAGGACACGAAACAGUGGAACGGCAUCAUUGGCGAGAUUAUCAAUAAUGACGCCCACAUGGGCAUCUGCGACCUGACCAUCACCCAGGCGCGUCGCACGGCCGUGGACUUUACGGUGCCGUUCAUGCAGCUGGGCGUCAGCAUAUUGGCGUACAAGAGUCCGCACAAGGAGAAGGAGCUGCAUGCCUAUUUGGAGCCCUUCGGCGGUGAGGUGUGGAUCUGGAUACUCAUCUCCGUGUUCGCCAUGUCCUUUCUGAAGGUGAUCAUAGCGCGGAUUGCCCGUGCCGAGUGGGAGAAUCCGCAUCCGUGCAACCGGGAUCCGGACACGCUGGAGAAUCAAUGGCAUUUGCACAACACCUUCUGGCUGACCGUGGCCUCCAUAAUGACGGCCGGCUGCGAUAUUCUGCCGCGCAGUCCGCAGGUGCGUCUGUUUGAGGCCACGUGGUGGAUCUUUGCCAUUAUUAUUGCCAACUCGUAUACGGCCAAUUUGGCGGCCUUUCUGACCAGCUCCAAGAUGGAGGGCAGCAUCACAAACCUCAAGGAUCUCAGCUCCCAAAAGGAGGUCAAGUUCGGCACCAUCUACGGAGGCAGCACGUACAAUCUGCUCGCCGAGUCGAACGAGACGGUUUAUCGCCUGGCCUUCAAUUUGAUGAACAACGAUGAUCCCUCGGCCUAUACCAAGGACAACGAUGAGGGUGUCGAGCGUGUCCUGACCAGCUUCGGGGACUACAUGUUCCUCAUGGAGACGACCACGCUGGAGUACAAUCGCGAACAGCACUGCGAUCUGCGCUCCGUGGGCGAGAAGUUUGGCGAGAAACAUUAUGCGAUUGCCGUGCCCUUCGGGGCCGAAUAUCGCUCCAAUCUGAGCGUGGCCAUUCUGCGGCUCAGCGAGCGCGGCGAACUCUACAAUCUCAAGCAGAAAUGGUGGAAGAAUCCGAAUGCCAGCUGCUUUGAGGAGCCCGAUCCGGAUGCCACGCCCGACAUGACAUUCGAGGAGCUGCGCGGCAUUUUCUAUACCCUGUACGUGGGCAUUCUGAUUGCCUUUCUCAUUGGCUUUACCGAGUUUCUGCUCUACGUGCAGCAGGUGGCGCUCGAGGAACACCUCACGUUCAAGCAGGCGUUGAUUAAGGAAAUUCGCUUCGUGCUCUGCGUGUGGAACAACAAGAAGCCCAUCGUGAGCCCCGCCACGCCCAUCUCCAGUCUGGGCGCCACGCCGCGUCCCUCGCUGGAGAAGUCCUUCUUGGAGCGCACACCGAAGUCGGCGCGUCGCAUUGUCCUGGGCCGCUCCUCGGAGGAGAUGCGCGAGCUGCCGCUGACCACGCACAGCGGCAGCAACAGCCUGGAGCAGCGGGAGCGGGAGCGGACACAGGAGAGGGAGCGGGAGCGGGAGCGGGAGCGGGAGCGGCGGCAGCGGGAGGCGCGCGUCUGA